GGCUUGCUCCGUUCUCCUAGUAGGACCACCAUCUUCCACCUCCUCGCCAUCACCAUCUCAUCUAGAUCCUGUCUUCACUCGCGCAAAGCGUCGUCGUUUCUGCCGCUGGCCGAUAUUGAAACGCAGGACGGAAGAUGCCCAAGCGGCGCAGGAACGACAACGACGAAGUCCAACCCACUUUCAAGAGAUCACGCACCGGUCCUCGUCGCAGUUUGCUGGACAUUAGCGACGAGAUACUGAUCCGGGUGCUCUCCUUUCUGACUGUCCAGGAUUUGUUAAAACUUGAAUGUGUCUCGCGCCGGUUCCGCUCACUUGCCACCGACCACGAACUCUGGAAAGCGAAAUAUUACGAUGCUUGGAUCAGGGCUCGCGCCCGCCGUGCACCAGAAACAGGGAGAAAGGAUGACAUAAAACAACGGGCAAAGGCUGUAAAGUGGCUACAGCAUGGCUACAAGUUGCGUGACGCCCCGGUGGUCGACUGGAAGCGUCAAUUCAAAAUCCGGACCAACUGGGCUUCUGGCACCGCGAGGCUCUGCGAGGUCGAGGUCGCGCAGCCUCCCUCGCCACCGGUGAUUGCAAAAGUACACAGUGGCAUGAUAUUCACGGUUGAUCGGUCGGCUGGACUGCGAGUCUGGUCUGGGGAAAACACCUUGAAGGGUCAGAUCCAGUUAGGAGCUUCGGCAGAGGCUACGUGCAUGGCGGUAGAGACCUGCGCGGGCAAGCUUCACAUUCUCUUAGGUUUUGCGGACGGCUCCUUCACGAUGUAUCUGUACACAGAUGAUGGACGCUUUGAUCGUCAAGUCAGCCAGUACUCAAGUGACGGACCUCUCAUGGCAGUGGCACUUGCGAUGCCCUACAUCAUGACCGUUUCCAAGACGAAGUUUCUCGCACUGUACGACACGACGAUAAUAAGGUCCGCGGCAGACCCUCGUUGUCCUGUUGCGCCCAUUGCUCGACUCCAAUCUGAUGCCUCCUUCUCUCCGGUUUCUCUCUCACUUCGGAGAACCCCAGGCAACGUGACAGCAACCGUCGCGUAUGCCUUCAACCGACUCCAGUCUGGCUGGUGCCUGGCCCUACAGGAAAUAAAGUUAACUCCCGAUGGGACUCUGCUGGGCAGCAGGUUGGCCUCUUCAAUCGACACUCCCUUUGAGGCGAGAUACCAGGGCAGGGACAAAUGGGGGCUAUCCACGCGGUCUGCCAGCUCAUUGCCCUUUGCUCUCCAUCCUCAGCUCAUGAGUGCACCCACCUCACUUUCCUAUGAGCAUCCCUUUCUCGUGGGCACGCUUGCAGAUAACACCAUCAUGUCGUUUUUGGUGACGUCCAAUGAAGAGAAGCUGGAGAUCAGCGCCGGCCGACGCCUCUGGGGCCACACAUCUGCGGUGUCGGGGGCGGAAGUCAACAAUCGAGGCAAGGCGGUGUCCAUCAGCUGCCGAGGAGACGAGAUGCGAGUGUGGGAGCUGGAGGCCGUCAUGACAACCAACAGUCCACCCCGGACCAGCACAGAAAUCAAGGCCGUCCACCGGCUCUCCAGUGCAGCCGCUGCUCUGGCACGGCGUGGCUCAGGGCUGCGCAUGGCGGUUCAGGACAUGAAAAAGGAGCUCGACCUGACACGGCGCUGGGUAGGCUUUGAUGAUGAACAAGUAGUGGUGCUGGGUGAACGAGACCAGAAGCAAGUGAUGGCACUGUACGACUUUACGUAGAAAUAUAGAACUCGCCAGGCGCGAGAGCAAAGACAUGAGAACUAAUCAAUCCAAGGGCACCGUCUGUAUUGUGCAUAGAGACUUGCCAGUGCUCGAAUCAUGGACAGCUGCUUGCUGGUAAAAGUUCAAUCAAGGCCAGCCUGACGAGCCGGAACCUGUAGUACUAUCAUCGUCGAAGGGGCUGUUUUAU
Exophiala dermatitidis NIH/UT8656 is the source of this 1890-nucleotide messenger RNA. RefSeq lists its product as uncharacterized. The transcript has 2 exons. NCBI's taxonomy places the organism in Eukaryota, Fungi, Ascomycota, Eurotiomycetes, Chaetothyriales, Herpotrichiellaceae. The record is from RefSeq and is a predicted model, not a curated record. Bases 135 to 1700 code for a protein of 521 amino acids. Gene Ontology annotation, molecular function: protein binding.